CUACAGAAAGGGUCAUGAAUGUAGUCAAACGGGUCUCGUUAAAACGGCCCAGCCGCCGUUAGAAUAAACUUAUUAUAUUAUGAAGCCGGCUUUUUGCUCAAUGAUCUUUCUCGUUGACAAUGACCGCUGAUUUAUAUUAUAAACGUUUCAAGAAUAGUGAAUAGUGUUUGCAAAACAGCGCAUUUGAAAACGGGACUUCUAAAACGGAGUUUUGAGCAAAUUAAUUAUACACAUUCGUACUCAGUUAAAAUUAAUGAAUGUUAUUUCAUAUGAGUAGAGUGUUUUCAUGUGCGUGGUAAUGUCCACUUAAUUCCUAGUUGGACCUUUCAACUUCAAAUGUUCACGUGUGGUUGCUGGAAUAGUCUACAUAUAAUUAUGCGACCACAUUAUUCUGAUAUAAAGGUACUGGCUUUAGAAACUCCCAACUUAUGACGUCAUCGGCAAAGACAGACACUGCUCUUGGACACAUCGGCGGACGAUGGGUUCGGGAAUAAGCACAUUGUGCACCGGUAAGAGGUCGGUUUUCAUAGCGAAUAGUGUACGGAAACUACCGACUAUUCGUGAAGAUGACGUUGAUUCAGACUUUGACGUGGAACAUGAUCUGGAAAUAAAUCCGACGGCGGGAAAACUGCACCCAGCGGAAUCGCGGGAUUCUGGUAUAGGCGAAAACGAUGUUCCUAAUGGAUACUUUAUUCAAAGACACAAUAGUUCCGGGUUUUUGAAAACCUCGCCCGACUCAAGCCCGGAAACUAACAACAACGAUAAUGACACCGACGAGGAACACCACGUGCGUGUGUCUCGGCCGCAUUCGUGUCGUCUGGGUCACAGGGGUCACAGAGGUCAGAGCGCAAACUCGAAAAACGUACACCGAGCUGAGUUGUCUGAGUCACAAAUUCGAAAUCUUGUCCGUUCGGCCCGAAACCAGACGUCCCGUGGGGCGCAUAUAAUCGAAAACACCGCGUUUGAUUUGUCAGACGACAAUCUUUCAAUUAACAGCGCAAGUUCGAUGUCGCCGGACAGACGGCAGACCCAAGGUCGACCGAAAAGCUCGAGGCGGCGAUCGAAGGGUCGCAAGAAAAGAACCUCGGGCGCCGUCGAUGACAUUGACUCUUCCACGGAUACUGACGGCGUUAGCGACACGGACAUGCUGUCCAUACCGGACGAGACGGCGCCGUUCAGUUCAAGAGGCGAAGGCGCGGUGGUCACGCCGCAGCGUAGAGGGUGGGUGCGUAACGAUGACUUCACUGACGUCAUGAUAACGACGUCAGUGACGCCGCGCGUGGGCACCUCCACGGAUACGUACCGCGUCGUAAGUGGCACGUUCUCGGACGUUGACGUAAACCUGGCCAAGAAGGCGAGCGAACGCUCCAUCUCGAGUAUCAUACUAACUCCCUUGGAGGGCACGUGUACACCCACUAACUCGGAGUGUUUUGAUGUGUCAGGGUCACCCACUGAGUUGUGCUAUAACCAUUGUGAAGGGAAUUUGGAAGAUCUUGUGUCCUCGUUAGUCAGUGCAAUCGAGCGUCUCUGGUCACGUGACUUGGUGACGUCUUCGGACUUUGAGCACGUGAUGAAGGGACUGCGCUACCAAUUGGUUGCCAUGGCGAUGGGCCACAUGUGUCGCCAGGCGACACCGAGAAUCGAGGUGAAGGGAGAGCAGACGAACAUUUUCACAGAUGAGACUUGGCGCGUGCAGAUUCGUCUGCGAGCGGAGGAUGAGGAGAUCAUAGAAACAUCGGAGAGGACGUUAGCGCUGCACCUGUGUAACAAGGGGCGGCAACUUACCAGAGAGGACAUCUCCAUCUUACUUGCGGAACAUCUUAAAUCCAUAGAAAACCUUCAACAAGUACAAGACGCAUUCAGGCACCAAGAUCAAACAGAAUCUCUUUACAGCAGCUGUAAAACAGCUAGAGAGAGUGCAUCCGAAACUCGAAAACUGUUAAACAGGCGACCCCAAAGCGCAUCAAAACUGAGAAAACUGAAUUCGGAUAGUACCGCCACUUCGGAUACGUUGACUAUUCCUUUAAGAACGAAUAUCAAUAAUAAUCGCGUUGAAUUACCGCCAAUCGCGCCAAAUGAUAAAUCAAAAGGACCAUAUUCUAAAACUCUGACUAGCAAAAGGAAAAUAAAAGCUGUUUCUGUGACGAGGAAAUCUAACUCAACGAAUGAAAAUUGUGAAGCUUUACGAGUUGUUUCCCCUGAGGUUGAUUCAGUUAUUAACAACCAUGACGAAAACUUACCCAAUGAAUUAACAGAGAUAGAGUCGGAAGACAUAGCGCUGUUCGAGGAACUGAAAGAAGCGUUCCGAUUGCUGUGGCCGGCCUUGACCUUGGUGACAGUGCAGGCCCUCGUAGCUGAAUAUAGGCGAAGGGAGGCAAUUCUAAUACUCAGAGUUGUCGAACAUGCGCACUCACGAUCGAAACUGGAUGAGACUGCGACGCGAGAAACCAAAGCAGCAAGCGACACUUCACUGCACACCGGAAAUACCACAGGAAGUGCCAGCACAAUGGGCCAGCAGCACUCUAUAGACGAUAAUUCACACUGCCAUGAAAAGACUCUGCGGAAACUAGAUGAGGAGUUCCUGAAAGGGUUUGACAAGGACAAGGCUGACGUCACUGUCGACGCGUUCGUUGAGGCACUCACCGACCACAUGAAGAAGACCAGGCUAAUCAGGGUACAGUCCUUGAACUUGCGCGAGGAUGGGACGGACUGGGACGGGGAUCAGCGAUCUAAUAGUUGUACGGGAUUUAGUGUUAAUAAUGCCGCAAACCACACGUUGAAACGUCAGCACAGCUUCUGCGGUGCAGUGGCUAAAAAUAACACAUUUGGUGCGCACGGUGGUUCGAGACAGAACAGUUUCGUUCAGUCGCUUCCUGCUUCGCGACAAAAUAGCUACUGCAGAACUCGGUCUAGGGGAAGUACCGGAAGCUCAUACACGUAUUCCACUACGAGUUCCGGCGUCAGUUCGGCGGUGCAUUCGGAUGGACACGACAGUAAUGGGAGUAAACGCGCGAUUUCUAGGGAGCUUUCCUAUGGACUACUAACGGACUUCGAAGACAUUGACGAGCGGGAAGAAGAGGCGAAGACAGCGCGGGAAAACUUGACUGCUCGAGUCAGUGCAGCCGACAAAGUUAGACCGCCCUCGGGUCGAAGGUCAAAUGGAUCAAGGGCAGCCUCGGGUCAGAGUUACGAGCGGGAACGCCGGAGGGGUCAGACGCAGACCCACGGGUUGGGCUUAGCCGCCGUGGAGACCGUUCAGACUCCGGGGUUGAGGAAGAUCGAAGAGGACGCCAUGCCGAAGGUGGAAGAGUUGGGGUCCAAGAUGACGGUACGGAGCCGACCCGACAGCGGCAUCGCGGUCAGCAUGUCGUCUGCUAGCUAUUCCAGCUCCGAGCACAACAAGGAACGAGACCUGGACGAGCCCAGCAUCACUACCUCUUGCCAGGAAAUGGUGGAAACCGUUUCCAAGGUGCUACCUGAUCACCAUAACGAUUUGAAGAGCCUUGUGGCAGCCAUUACAAAGGGACUUAACUCUACAAACGCUAAGGCGCAGGCGCUCUACUGCUGGCUGACGUCACAAAAACCGGUCUCGUUUGAGAAUGCAACACACAAAUCGAGUUCACCGUCUGGAAAGUUAAAGCAGCUUCACGAAAAGAAGUUGGCAUAUCAGUCAAUGUACAUGGACAUGUUGAAGAUAGCUGGUCUGAAGUGUGAGAAAGUGGAGGGCUACGUGAAAAGCACUGACUAUCUUCCCGGAAACACGGUGCAGAGUCCAAAGUUCCAGCACACCUGGGUUGCUAUAGCAAUGGACGGUCACUAUUUGCUUGCAGACCCACAAUAUGGAGCACAAGGGGACCGGUUCAGUCAGCAACACUAUUUUGGCACGUCGCCGGAUGAACUUAUUUUAUCACACUUUCCAAAAGAUAAAAAAUGGCUGCUCAUGAAUCAGCCCGCGACGAUUGACGUAUUUGAGGGUACCGUGAAAACGUGGCCUGCAAUGUUUAAUUUUAGCAUUCGCCCUCUGAAUAUGAAAUCUGUGAUAAGAACUUACGAUGGGAAAUUAAGUAUUACCGUGUUACUUCAGAACGUGGCGGUAAAUCCGCAGUUGGAAUACGCCGGUCCUGGACCGGAAAUCGACUCGGACACUCUCGAGGAAAAAAUUGAUCACGAAAUCCGUGACGUAGAUAACGCUGAAACGUACCAUGUGACAUUACCGCAGGAAGGAAACUAUUAUUUUACCGUGUUUGCGCACGUGUUAGAAGACGAAAUCGACGUGCCUGUGUUCCAGUAUCGAAUUGAGUACAGUGACGAGUUAUUGUGAGUCAAAACGGUAUAAUUUCUUACAAUAAAAAACGCCCCCGGUCAACACGGUUUACCACAGAAGUCACAAGAUGACGCUGUGAUUAUUGUCUAUUACCCUAAAUGGAGACUUUUAAAUAUGUUAUUUGCCACUGGCCACAUUAAAAUAAUAACAUAUUGAACCAAUGGUUUUCUCAUUUGUGUUGUAACUUUGUGACAGUGGGGUGACUUGAAACGGUCUGCGUUCUUAAUUAACAUGUCUACGUGGUUGCCAGUGGAAAUAAUAAAUGUAAACCGUUCCGUGUUCCGAUAUUUGUUCCGAUUUGGUCGUUUUAAAAUCAAAAUGUGUAUUCGAGCAGUAUAACUGUGUUAAAAAGUGAAUAUGUGAUCGCUCCUGAUGCAAUGGUAUUGUUUAUUUUGCAUUUAAGAACGUCGUUAGAGUUGAUACUGUUGAUAGUGACAUUUCAUACAAACCUGAAAGCGUUUUGAGUAAAUGUUAAUUGUAUAUUUUAUCAGCCAGUUGUCUUAGCGGUGGUAUGGUGUUAUGUUGUGAAAUAAAUGUCUCUCUAAGCCAUUUGCUUCACAACACGUUUUGUUAUUGUUUUGAUCAUAGGCAAUACAGUGCUACGUCUUCUGUUAUAAAUAUGAGAGCUACGUAUUUAUUCACUGAGUCAUUCUUCACCGUAGAAUUUUGUUUUAGAAAAGACUGUUGUCUUUAAACCUUAUGUAUAAUAGAUUAUUUAUUAGUUAGUGUAUAGUAUAUGGUAUAUUAUUUUAUAAUGACAUGUUCACGUAUUUAAAAAACACAUUGCGUGAAAGGUGAUAUUUUGGGAACACAUAUCCGCUUUUAUUGUAUUUUUCGUUAAAGGGAAUUCUCUUCUUGGCGAAAUUCCAGAUAAGGCGGAAAGAGUCGUUCGUGAUUAGCAUGCGCUAAUUACACAGGCUAAUACGAGACGACACUGAAUGCACAUGCAUUUAGCCCAGAUUUCCCAAGAUGCCCAUUAGCAUUCAUUUAGUUUCCUUUUUUAGAAGAAUAAGCAGCCAGUCAUGUCAAGUGCCAGUGCUUGUUUUAACAAGUAGAACGUAAUCAGUUAAUAAUUUAAUUGAUUAAACUACCUGACUUUAUGUUUAUGUAUUCCAAAAUUAAAAGAUAUAGAUUGCAGAGGAAAAAACGUGUAAUACAUUUUUUGGAAGUUUCGUUUUAAUUUUAUGUAAAUAAUAUACAUUAUUUUCACGAUUGGAACGUGAUUAAUUGAAGUAGCGUUGUAAUGAUCACGUGAUAUUUGAUGUUUCACUUUGUUACACAUAUAUAAGCAACUAUGGGUGUUAUAUGUGUACAUGUAUAUCUGUUUGCAGUAGAAUACUGUAUUUUUAUGCAAAUUUACAUUUUAAUUGUGCCUGCUUUGGAUACAUGAGUACAACAGUUGUUGAGGUUUCAUCCAAAUGAAGAGAAUACAUGUUGGUUAGGAAUACUUCAUUAUCUUUAAUUGAAGAGAUUUUAUUUCUUAAAAUAAUUUACUAGUAUCUGAACUUCAAAAAAGAUUGGUAAAGAUUUUCUGUCAUUUUAAAUGAAAAAAUAUCUCGUUCUGUUCAGCACUUCAAAAUCUCAAAUCGGUCUUUGUUUUGUAAUACAACUGUGAUGCAGGAAACUGGAAACCAAAUCUUUGAAUAGGUUGUUGGUAGCCUCGCUUUGAGUUUUGACCGUUUCUUAUUGCAGCUGGAGCAUAGCUUUGUGAUAUACAUGUAUGUAAGUAGCGUAAAUAUCAACAAACACAGCUAUUUAAAAUAACAGUUCAUGCGUGCAGGGAACAUGUACAUAACGUUAGCCAGUGAUGAAAACGCUAUCUUUGUGAUGAAAUCUUUUCGCUUUGCUCCUCAUGUAUUCUGCGGGUCACAGAGCGUCUGACCUGAAACAGUAUUAUUGGAAUGGUAUGGGUAAAGGUUGUGAUAGCCUGCUUUCCUUUAUUGCACUGCGGUGAAUGUGUGGGUGUGUCCGUGUACAUUUUCAUCUGCAUAUAAUGUAUAUUUUAUACUCACUGUAUCUAACUUGUCACCUUGUUUUAUUCCAAUAUGACGUUAUUGCAUUUUUGAUUAACGUUAAUGGUUAGUGUUUUCAAAUUAUUUUUGUUCACUUGAGAUGCUUGUUUAUUAGAAUGUUAAUUGUCUAUGUUUGUUUUGCCUUGUUACUCCUGUUAUCGUUGACGGUUUAAGUUUCUGUUGAUUGUGUUAUUUAAAACGAAAACAGUUUACAACGUUACUUACUAUUCAGUCACGAACAAAUGCUUUCUGCUGCGUAUAUUCAUAUUAUGCAUACUUAAAGACACUUUAAUUCCGUCCAAGGCCUGCGUUUGAUGCUCAUAUGUCGCUACUAUAAUUCCGUCCAAGACUGACGUUUAAUGUUCAUAUGCCAGGGCGUAAAAGUAUGUUAAAAUAGUGUCUAUUUUAGAAAGUUAUUAUUGAUGUUUAUUGUUCAUAAAUAACAGCCUGCUAAAGGGAAAAGAAUAUUAAAUUAUUGUCCAUUUAAUAAAAUAAUUGGCUUCUUCAGCACGACUAACAUGAAUACCGAAUUCAGGCAUGUUGCAUGAAUUCAAUCAUCUUGCUUUCAUGCUCUUGUUACAACAUUUAGAAGCCUAGAGAUAUAUCUGUGAGAAUUGUGUCAGUAUUUUAUAAACUCCCCUCUGUGAUAUUUAUGUAAAAUCUAUUGCUUAUACAAUCUUAAUAAAUCAAUGAUAAAAUUGA
Molecule: messenger RNA, 7038 nt
Organism: Dreissena polymorpha
Lineage: Eukaryota; Metazoa; Mollusca; Bivalvia; Myida; Dreissenidae
Exons: 12
Coding region: 479-4321 (1280 amino acids)
Source: RefSeq, a predicted model, not a curated record